This is a messenger RNA of Striga asiatica, 1747 nucleotides long. The record is from the annotation of a GenBank genome assembly. Lineage: Eukaryota; Viridiplantae; Streptophyta; Magnoliopsida; Lamiales; Orobanchaceae.
AUGGCGGCCUUCAAACGCCUGCUCUCUCCAACCGCUCGCCGCUGCAUAUCCGGCGAAUCACCAUUACCACCUCGCCACCUGGUCUCGCUCCUUCGCCGCCACUUCUCCACGGAGCCCCAACCGUCUCCAAACCCCGAACCGAACGCCGACCCGAAAGUUGCCAAUUCACGACAGCCGAUCAAUAUCCAGACCGUUUCGUACGCGGCCAGGCCUAAACCUCAACCGACCGAAGAAAAUCUGGAGAAACCCCCACCUGAAACACAAACCUCACCGCCGGAUUCCCAGGAUCCCGUCAACCGGGAAACCCGGUCGUGGUCCCGGGAUGAGAUGCGGUACAUGAAGGACGCACCAAUGAUUACCCCGGUUUCUUACCCGACCCGUGUUGCCCCGUUGCCCGAGUACACGAAAAGGGGAGAGGAAGGUACAGCGGAUGGGAACGAGGGGUUGGAAAGGGAAAGGAAGAAGAUCGAGGAAUUCAGGCGGCACGGGGUUUCGGCGUAUGCGAGGCUGGAGGAGGAGGACGUGGCUUUGCCCUUCCCAAAGCCUAUUAAGGAGGAGAAUACUGAUCGAAACAGUAAGAAGAAAGGCAAGGUCAUCUACGAUCUCAAGGAGGCUAUUCAGCUGGUGAAGGUCGGUUCUUUCGUCUUCCUCUCUCACCCCUUUUGUUUGUUCUGUUGGUUUUAUCAGAAUCCAAGGUGCAUUUGUAGUUUCCAGCUUGAUAAAGUUAAUUUGGGAAUGGGAUUGGUUGGGAUAUCAAUUGUACAGGCUGGUGCCAAGAAAACUUUUGAUGAAACACUAGAAGCACAUGUGAGAAUGAGUCCAGACUUGCGGCGAACUGAUCUGAAGCUGGCGGGUUUUGUGUGCCUUCCACAUGGUUUUGGCAAGACACAUCGAGUGGCCGUCUUUGCGGAAGGAGCUGCUGCAGAUGAGGCUCGAGAUGCUGGAGCUGAUAUUGUUGGCGGCCAAGAACUGGUGGAGAAUAUUCGGACUGGUCAAAUCAAAGUAGAUUUUGACAAGUGUAUUGCUACUCCUUCCAUGAUGGAACAUGUGAAAAAGUUAUCAAAAUAUCUUAAACAAUUAAUGCCAGACACCAAGAAAGGUACAUUAACCAAUGACAUAACGCGGACUGUCAAAGAAGCAAAAGUGCCAAGCAUUCGUUUCAAGAAAGACAAAACCGCAAUAGUACAUGUAGGACUGGGAAAGCUUAGCUUUACAGAGGAUGCUUUAAGGGACAAUAUUGGUGCAUUUGUAAAUGCUCUUUUGCUUGCCAAGCCUGCUGGUUUGAAAAAGAGUUCAAAAUAUGCUGGGUAUGUUGAUGCCUUCCACAUUUGCAGCACGAUGGGCCCAUCUUUCCCUAUUUCGAUACAAUCAUUAUCGAUGGCUGCUGACCGCUACAGCAGAUCACAAUUGAGAUGAGAAUCUGAAUCAACAUGAAGACAUAAUUUUGUUUGAAUCUUUUUUGUUGUAUCUAAAGAUGUUUUUAUUUUCUGUUCCAAAUACUGUUGUGCUACGAGGGUGGAUGUGGCACUCUUUUAUGAACUUGAGAAAGUCGUGCUUUCAACCAUGCGUCUCUGUCUGCACACUGCAAACCUGUUUUCUUAAAUAAUUUUUAAUUCAAGGUUAAAUUAAUUUUGUGUUGCAGUUUUUGUGUUACAGUUUGUGCAAUACUACGGGAGAGGGAAUUAGAAGGGAAGGAAAUGAAAAGGCAACUUUAGCUAUUGCUAACAUGCUAUGGUUUUUGGGAAAG